Molecule: messenger RNA, 2118 nt
Organism: Ochotona curzoniae (black-lipped pika)
Lineage: Eukaryota; Metazoa; Chordata; Mammalia; Lagomorpha; Ochotonidae
Gene: STKLD1
Product: serine/threonine kinase like domain containing 1
Exons: 19
Coding region: 100-2118 (672 amino acids)
Biological process (GO): protein phosphorylation
Molecular function (GO): protein serine/threonine kinase activity; ATP binding
Source: RefSeq, a predicted model, not a curated record
GUCCGUCCGGGCCCCGCCCGCCGCCUCCGGUGUCCUCAGCAGACGCCGCUCGGGGACCGGACGCGGAGCUGAGUGGAGGAGGCUUCCCCUGGAGACUGCAUGGAGAAGUACCAGGUUUUGCAGUGGCUGAAGCCCGGGGCUUUGGGGACGAACCUGGUGGUACAGGAGACGCAAAGCAAGGUCAAGUGGUUGAUGAAGCAGGUGGAAUGCAUUGAUAAGCACCAAGCCGAUGAGGCCCUGGAGGAGAUGAUGCCGCUGCUGGAACUGCAGCACGCCCACAUCUCCACGUACCACGAGGUGUUCAUGAUGUGGAACCAGGAGGUCUCAUCCCUGUUCCUCUGUCUGGUGAUGGAGCACAGCAAGGGGAGCCUCCACAGGGUCAUCGAGAGUAAGCGGAAGGCGAAGGAGGCCGUGGACGCCGCGUGGCUACAGAAUGUGCUGGGCCAGGUGCUGGACGCCCUGGAGUAUUUGCACCAGCUGGGCAUCGUCCACAGGAACCUCAAGCCAUCAAACAUCACCCUGGUGAGCGACAACCACUGUAAGUUACAGGACUUGUGCUGCAACAAGCUGAUGGUAGACGAGGCCAAGUGGACCAUCCGAGCCGAGGAAGACCCCUUCCAGAAGUCCUGGAUGGCGCCCGAGGCCCUCAGCUUCUCCUUCAGCACGCAAUCGGACGUCUGGUCUCUGGGCUGCAUCCUUCUGGAGAUGGUCAGCUGUUCGUUUUUGGAGGCGACAGAGGCCAUGCUCCUGCGGAAGUCCCUCCGCCAGGACCCAGGUGGCCUGGGGGCCGUGCUGAAGACCAUGGAGGAGAGACAGAUCCCAGACGCAGACACCUUCUCACAGCUGCUACCGCUGAUGCUCCAGGUCAGACCCCUGGACCGCAUCUCCAUCAGGGACGCAAUCCGCAUCACCUUCGUGAGCAACUCCUUCAAGUCCUCGUGUAUCGCCCUGUCCCUGCAUCAGCAGGUGGUGCCCCCGUUCAUCAUGGACACGCUGCUGGAAAGCAACCUGGCCAGCAUCCUAGAGGUCAUGCAGAACUUCUCGAGCCGCCCCGAAGUCCAGCUCAGGAGCAUGCAGAGGCUCCUGGCGAUGCCUGGGGAGCAGCUAGGUCUGCCGUGGCCCACGGAGCUGGUGGAGCUGGUGAUCAGCACUAUGAAACAGCAUGAGAGGCUCCUGGACGUGCAGCUGUGCGGCUGCUCUCUGCUGCUGCGUGUCCUGGGCCAGGCACUGGCCCAGGACGCGUCAGCCGAGGCCCACUGGGACAAUGCCAUGAUGUCCAGCCUGCUGAGUGUCCUGCGCAGUCACCGGCAGGCCAGGCAGCUCGUCGUGAUGGUCUACAGCACGCUCACCAUCAUCUGCAGCCAGGCAUCCGCCUCAGAGGAGCUGCACAAGGCAGGGCUAUUUGAGCACACCUUGGAACACAUCGCCGAGCAGCUGGUCAGGUUCCCUGAUGACAGGGACGUGUGCGUCACCAGCCUGAACCUGCUCUGGACCAUCCUGGUGGACGCCGUCGUGGUGAACAAGGCUGCCUUGGGGAAGAUCCCAAGCCUGGUCAUCCAGGUGCUGUCCACUUAUCCCGAGGACAUAGAAAUGGCCGAGGCUGGCUGUGGGGUCUUCUGGCUGCUCUCGUUGCUGGGCUGCAUACAGGAGCGACAAUUUGAACAUGUGAUGGCGCUGUGUCUGCAUAGUGUCUGGUUGUGCCAAGACCGGGUCCUGCUGGUGAACAACGCCUGCCGGGGAAUGGCCAGCCUUGUCAAGGUGUCCGAGCUGGCGGCCUUCCGGGUGGCGGUGGUAGAGGAGGACCGCAGCGGCCUCAUGCUGCUCAAAGACAUCUACCAGCUGCACAGGGACGACCCCGAGGUGGUGGAGAACGUGUGCAUGCUCCUGGCAUGCCUGGCCCGCUACAAGGAGAUCCUGCCGGAGCUGGUGUCCACGGGCAUCCAGGAGCUGGUGCACGAGGUCCGGGGGCGCUUCUCAUCCAGCCUGGAGCUGGUCUCCUACGCCAAUGCAGUCCUCAGCAGGCUGGAGGCUUCUGCACUGCCCAGCCCCGACAAAGCAGAGCUCCCCGCUGCGCCCCAGACCCCCAACCUCCCUGGGUGCCUUCUCCCUCAGCCCUGA